Molecule: messenger RNA, 528 nt
Organism: Zygosaccharomyces rouxii
Lineage: Eukaryota; Fungi; Ascomycota; Saccharomycetes; Saccharomycetales; Saccharomycetaceae
Gene: ANK1
Product: ankyrin repeat-containing protein ANK1
Exons: 1
Coding region: 1-528 (175 amino acids)
Molecular function (GO): protein binding
Source: RefSeq, a predicted model, not a curated record
AUGGAUAAAGAAGGAGCUUCAUUUGGAGAGCAGUUGCUCGAUGCCUCGAGAAGGAACAAUAUAGAUCUUUUGAAAAUGGUUUUUGAAGGUCUUGGUGGUGAUCCGGAAAGGAUUUCUGAGUUGAUUAACGAAUCUAGGGAUCCACUAGGUGACACAGCAUUGCAUUUGUGUUGUCGCUAUGGUUCUUGGGAAGUCCUUGACGAGAUUUUAGACCAAGAUGGUAUUGAAAUUGAUCCACAAAAUACCAAGGAACUUGAUACACCGUUGCAUGUCACCGUUAGGUACGCCCAUGAUGAACCUGAACAUGGUACUUUCAUAGCAAGAAAUUUGGUAGAAGUUGGUGCAGAUCCAAGAAUAAAGAAUAUGAAUGGUGAUAAACCUGUUGAUCUCAUUCAUGGUGACGAUUUAGAUGAGCUCAUUGACCUGUUGCAAGGUGCUGAGCUUGCAGCAGACAAUGAUAGAGUUGAUGACGGUGAAGAGGGUGAAAUUAUAGAGGACGACGGUGAAGAUGUGGAUGAUGAAGAUUGA